AUGGAAUUUUCGCCAAUUCUUCCGCUGUUUAAAAUACAAGAAAAAAAAUUGAUUACAUUAAAACGAGCUAUCUUCCUCGGAUUUUUUUGUAUCCUUUUAACAUCGUUAAUCAUAAAUGCAUUGAAUUUUGGCUUUUUUUAUCUCGAAAAUUUCGAGUCUUCUUUAAUCAAAACACCACCAAACGAUAAUAGCAUUGAGAUAGUUUCUAAUGACUCUCAAUCACUCAUUCCCCAACCACCUCAUCCGGAACUUCGAGAUCUAGUGAUCGUUGCCGGGCACGCGAUCUUUAUAGGGAAUGAUUUUGAUAAAGUGAAUCUUGAAAACGGGUGGAUAUUAGAAGGGUUUCAGAAAGGAGGAGGCUUCGUAAAAAUAUUUCUAGAACACAUUAGAAAAGGAGUGGAAUUGGUAGUAGAUAAUAAAGAUGCGUUAUUAAUAUUUAGUGGAGGACAAACGAGGCCUUCUGCUGGUCCGAGAAGUGAGGCUCAAAGUUAUUGGGAAAUCGCACAAUCGCUUAAUAUGUUCCCAAAAGAAUAUUCGAGUGCAACCACCGAAGAAUAUGCUCGUGAUUCAUAUGAAAAUUUGGCAUUCUCUAUCUGUCGUUUUCGUGAAUUCACGGGACACUACCCAAGAAAUAUAACCGUCGUAGGAUUUAAAUUUAAAAAAAGAAGGUUUAUCGAGUUACAUCGAGCUGCUUUGAAGUUUCCAAUAGAAAGAUUUAACUAUGUGGGAAUUGAUCCCAAAGAUAAAAAACUAUUCGAUAAGGAUGACUUGUACGGAUGCCGUGGAAAACUCCAACAAAAAAAGCUACACAGAGAUCCAUUUAGGAGGAGGUAA
This is a messenger RNA of Acaulospora morrowiae, 834 nucleotides long. The record is from the annotation of a GenBank genome assembly. NCBI's taxonomy places the organism in Eukaryota, Fungi, Glomeromycota, Glomeromycetes, Diversisporales, Acaulosporaceae.